CCCAUACAAAUCCGAACCAAACCCAAAAUACGAAAACGAAGAAAAGACAGAGAUGGCCGUUGCUGCUUUAGCACCAGCCACUCCUUUUCGGUUGCGCCGCUGUUCAACCCUCCGGUUCUUCUCCUCCUAUACCAAAUCAAAUCCUACAAUCCGCCCUAAAAUUCCUCAAACCCUGCUAAAACCCCAUGCUCUCCCGCCAAAAUUCCCGCUGCCCCCACAUUCCAGCCAGCACAAUCCCAGGUCCUUCUGCACCGUGAUUUCCGGAGCUCUGCGUUCCGGUGAGAAGACCAAACUGGAAUCCGUGGAGGACCUGAGAGGCGAAAUGGGGGAUAGAGUUGGGCCCUUCAGGAAGAAGUUGAAGAUUGUUGAUAUAAAGGGUGGACCUGAUGAAGGCUUGGAUCGGGUUGGGCAGACCCUUGUUGUGAUGGGAUGGGUCCGGACACUUCGAGCCCAGAGUAGCGUUACGUUCAUGGAGGUUAAUGAUGGUUCAUGUCUGUCAAACAUGCAAUGUGUAAUGGGUAUGGAAGCAGAAGGUUAUGAUCAGGUAGAAUCUGGUUUGGUGGCAACUGGUGCAUCAAUAUGGGUACAAGGAACUGUUGUGAAGAGCCAAGGAUCAAAACAAAAGGUGGAACUGAAGGUCAACAAAAUUAUUAUGGUUGGCAAGAGCGAUCCUUCAUAUCCCAUCCAAAAGAAAAGGGUCAGCAGAGAAUUUUUGAGAACCAAGGCUCAUCUUCGUCCUAGAACGAAUACAUUUGGUGCGGUUGCAAGGGUGAGGAAUGCUUUGGCCUAUGCUACACACAAGUUUUUUCAAGAAAAUGGGUUUGUAUGGGUCUCAAGUCCUAUUAUAACAGCUUCAGAUUGUGAAGGAGCAGGUGAACAGUUCUGUGUCACUACUUUGAUUCCAGGCUCUCAAGAGGCAGUUGAUUCUCUUGUGGAUGGCAUUCCAAAGACUAAGGAAGGAUUAAUCGAUUGGUCACAGGAUUUUUUUGGCAAACCAGCAUUUUUGACAGUCUCUGGCCAGCUAAAUGCUGAAACAUAUGCUACUGCUCUGUCAGAUGUUUAUACAUUUGGUCCCACAUUUCGAGCAGAAAAUUCUAAUACUUCUAGACACUUGGCCGAAUUUUGGAUGAUUGAACCAGAACUUGCAUUUGCUGAUCUGAAUGAUGACAUGGCCUGUGCAACCGCCUAUCUCCAGUACGUAGUAAGGCAUAUCCUUGAAAAUUGCAAGGAAGACAUGGACUUCUUCAAUAACUGGAUUGAGAAAGGAAUCAUUGACCGACUGAGUGAUGUUGUUGAGAAAGACUUCAUCCAGUUGACUUAUACUGAUGCCAUUGAGCUUCUUCUCAAAACAAAUAAGAAAUUUGAAUUUCCAGUGAAAUGGGGGUGUGAUUUGCAAAGUGAGCAUGAGCGUUAUAUAACUGAAGAGGCAUUUGGUGGAUGCCCCGUCAUAAUAAGAGAUUAUCCAAAGGAGAUCAAGGCAUUUUAUAUGAGGCAAAAUGAUGACGGGAAGACUGUUGCAGCCAUGGAUAUGUUGGUUCCUCGGGUUGGGGAACUUAUCGGUGGAAGUCAAAGAGAAGAACGACUUGAAUAUCUGGAAGAUCGGUUGGACAACUUGAAGCUAAACAAGGACAGCUACUGGUGGUAUCUUGAUCUGCGCCGUUAUGGAUCAGUUCCUCAUGCGGGGUUUGGACUUGGCUUUGAAAGACUGGUACAAUUUGCAACUGGAAUAGAAAAUAUAAGGGAUGCUAUACCUUUCCCUAGGGCACCUGGUUCUGCUGAAUUUUGAUGGCAAAAUUUGUCAGAUGCGACAUGGUUCUUUUUCUCCUCCUUUCUGGAGUUUUACCCCUCUUCUCCUUCUGAUAAUAAUUCCUUUUCCUCUGCCUUGAGCUUUGAAAUUAAUUGUCAUAAGAACCAAUUAGGUAAAGCAUUGUUCCGAGAGAUUUGACUGCCUUUAUUGGGCAUGGGUGGCGGAUUCUUAUUAUUGUGUAAAUUUUUACGAUGACUGUAAAUUCAUGUUAUUUAUUGUUCUUGAUUUUAUUGUA
Molecule: messenger RNA, 2042 nt
Organism: Manihot esculenta (cassava)
Lineage: Eukaryota; Viridiplantae; Streptophyta; Magnoliopsida; Malpighiales; Euphorbiaceae
Product: asparagine--tRNA ligase, chloroplastic/mitochondrial
Exons: 15
Coding region: 53-1786 (577 amino acids)
Biological process (GO): asparaginyl-tRNA aminoacylation
Cellular component (GO): mitochondrion
Molecular function (GO): asparagine-tRNA ligase activity; nucleic acid binding; ATP binding
Source: RefSeq, a predicted model, not a curated record